Molecule: messenger RNA, 1465 nt
Organism: Tripterygium wilfordii
Lineage: Eukaryota; Viridiplantae; Streptophyta; Magnoliopsida; Celastrales; Celastraceae
Product: BURP domain-containing protein BNM2A-like
Exons: 2
Coding region: 113-931 (272 amino acids)
Source: RefSeq, a predicted model, not a curated record
UAAAAAAUAUUAAACAAACACAUGAAUGAGUUCUAAGAAAGCAUUUCUCAUUCAUAUGUUAUAAGAAUGAAUUAAUAGGAUAAGUAGAAAAGAGAAAGUCUGUGUUGAAGAAAUGACUCCUCAAUCUGCUCAUAAGAUCCUUAUUUUGUUCCUUUUAUUCUUAAAGUGUAUCCAUGGCAGUGGAAUGAUGAUGCAUGGCAGUGGAAUGAUGAUGCAUGGAGAUCAUCACUAUAUGCAUUCAAAUCAAGAAGAGGCGGUUCGAAGCGUAGGAUUGUUAACCAUGGAUGAUAUGAAGGUAGGGAAUACAAUCAAAGUUAAACUUCCCUUCGAUGACACUUCUUCAUCUCAUUUCUUGCCCAAGGAUGUAGCCGAUUCGAUCCCCUUCUCGUCCUCCGAGCUCCCAAACAUUCUCAAACUCUUUUCGUUCUCUGAAGAUUCUUCCAAAGCUAGUGCGAUGAAAGAAACCCUAAUUAAAUGUGAAGAUCCUCCUACUGAGGGAGAGAUCAAGACUUGCGCGACUUCCUUAGAGUCCUUGCUUGAUUUUGCAAGAAACAUUUUCGUACCGAGCCCCGAGCCCUUAGUCCUAACCACAACACAUGAUUCUACAUCACUUGGUACAUCGGAGAGUUACAAAAUUUUGGGAUUCGAAUGGUUUCGAGCUCGAAAAACGAUGGCAUGUCACUUGAUGGAUUAUCCUUAUGUGGUUUACUAUUGCCAUCACCAAUUGUAUGGUAGUGAAGUUAGGGUUUUUAGGGUUUCACUUGAAGGUGAUAAGGGAGAUAAAGUGGAAGGCUUUGGUAGUUGUCAUAUGGACACUUCAAAAUGGAAUUCUGACCAUGUUUUGUUUCAAGUGACUAAGACAAAGCCUGGUGCCUUUCCUGUUUGUCACAUGUUCCUUGAAGGAGAGCUUAUUUGGGUUCAGCCCAUCUAAAUCAACAGUGUUACGGCUUUGAGUGUUUUUUUGUCUCAAUUAUCUCAAAUGUUGAGAUGGACGCACACGAUUUCAUAUGGAUCAUGUGGGUCAUGAUUUCACAUGAAUCAUAUACGUCCAUCUCAAUAUUUGAGAUAGUUGAGACAAAAAAACACUGGAAUCCUUAACAUUUUUCGUAUCUAAAUAGUUCAUUUGAGUUUGGACAUCUCAUUUGCAGAGCAAUGUAUCAAUGAGGCUAUGUUUCGCAGGAACGUUGGCAGAAGUUGAGGAGAAAAAGGGAUGUCUAUACUUUUCUAUUGAAACGCUCCCGAACACUCUCACCAACACCCACAAACGUGGUUGCCAAACGUAGCACAGUCAACUUAUAUAGUUUUGCAUUUGUAUAAUAAGUAGGUGAUUUCUGAAUUAUUGUGUAUCUAUGUUGUUAAUGUAUACAUGUCUUAUUAGUGGUGUGGAUUUCAAUUUCAUGAGUUGCAUAUAUUGUACUAUACCUUGUGUUGCCUUUAUUAAUAAAGUUUUAAUCUUUAUUGGCAA